GGGAAGAAGAUUAUUUUAAAAUUAGUAAAUAAUCACAAUCUUUAAUCACGCAAAUACUGUUUUUGUCUUUUAUUUGAAACUACUACAGAUCUCUCUCUAAUCAAAUCAUCCAAGCCUUGAAGAUGAAGAUGAGCAGUGAAGCCUCGUCGUUGACGAAGAAGAAGAAGCAAGGUUUGGGGUGGAUUGAGUCAAUCAAAGGAUGGAGUUGUGUAUUCCACGAGUUUCUCUUCCAGAGAUUCACGGCGUCUCAUCUACAGAACCCACUUCCUCUUCCUUCACUCAAUCACCUCACCUGCAUUGUCACUGGCUCCACCAGUGGCAUUGGUCGCGAAACCGCGAGGCAGCUUGCAGAAGCUGGUGCUCAUGUUGUUAUGGCGGUGAGGAAUACAAAAGCAGCUCAUGAGCUGAUUCAACAAUGGCAGAAGGAUUGGUCUGGUAAAGGACUCCCACUUAAUCUAGAGGCUAUGGAACUUGAUCUUCUCUCUCUGGAUUCCGUCGUCCGGUUUUGCAAUGUGUGGAAUGUGCGAUUAUCCCCGUUGCAUGUUCUGAUUAACAAUGCUGGCAUAUUUGCCAUGGGAGAGGAACAGAAGUUCUCAAAGGAUGGAUAUGAGCAACACUUACAAGUGAACCAUUUAGCUCCCGCUCUGCUUUCACUACUCCUUUUGCCCUCGCUUAUCCGAAGCUCCUCCAGCCGGAUCAUUAAUGUGAACUCUGUUAUGCAUUAUGUGGGUUUUGUUGACCCGGAUGACAUGAAUGUUGUUUCUGGUAAACGAAAGUUUACAAGCCUCGUAGGAUAUGCCGGCAGCAAGCUUGCACAGGUUAUGUUUAGCAAUAUUCUUUUGAAAAGGCUGCCUCUAGAAACUCGCAUUAGCGUUGUUUGUUUAUCUCCCGGGAUUGUCCUUACAAAUGUUGCAAGGGAUCUGCCGAGAUAUGUUCAAGUUCAAUACGCUUUGAUACCAUAUUUCAUCUUUUCGCCUCAAGAAGGUUGUAGAAGCACACUUUUCUCAGCUACAGACUCUCAGAUUCCAGAGCAUUGUGAAAUGCUAAAAACGAAUGAUAAACCCAUUUGUACAUUCAUAUCUCAAAACUGCAAGCACACAAAGCCUUCAGAAGAAGCACACAACAUAGAAACAGCGAACAGAGUUUGGGAGAAGACGAUGGAGCUGAUUGGUCUUCCUCUUGAUGCAUUGGAGAAGCUUAUAGAAGGACAAGAGGUGCAAUGCCGUUACGGGACUCACCAAGAAUAAGUCUUUCUCACAACUCUACUACAAAGCCAUAUACUCUCACACAUGUUAGAAGCGUCUAGAACUUGACCUCAAAGCUGCGUUACACUAAUUACACACAUUCUUAUAAGAUAAAGGAUGAGAUCUCAGGGUAUAUAGCUUUCAUAUUUUUUUUCAGCAAUGUUUUUUUUAGAAAGGACGAAACGGCUUUCUUUUACAAGAGGCUUUGAUUGUUGUCAAAGAUAACGUAUUGUUCCCUGUUUUUUUUUAUGUUAUACUACAUUUGCUACUUAGAAUU
Molecule: messenger RNA, 1521 nt
Organism: Capsella rubella
Lineage: Eukaryota; Viridiplantae; Streptophyta; Magnoliopsida; Brassicales; Brassicaceae
Product: dehydrogenase/reductase SDR family member FEY
Exons: 7
Coding region: 123-1247 (374 amino acids)
Source: RefSeq, a predicted model, not a curated record